Drosophila willistoni is the source of this 1654-nucleotide messenger RNA. RefSeq names its product serine protease inhibitor 27A. Gene Ontology annotation, molecular function: serine-type endopeptidase inhibitor activity. NCBI's taxonomy places the organism in Eukaryota, Metazoa, Arthropoda, Insecta, Diptera, Drosophilidae. The record is from RefSeq and is a predicted model, not a curated record. The coding region runs from base 133 to 1473 and encodes 446 amino acids. The transcript has a single exon.
UGAGUCACUCUCAAUUGGAACUGCGUGCUAAACGGUACUCCCACCGUUCGAUCGCCAUCAACAACAGUUAAAAGAAAUCACAGCGGAUAUAAAGAAAGUGGGCGAAAAAAAAAAAACCAAAGAGGAGUCAAAAUGAUAAACUUAUUAACCUGGCUGGCUUUAAUCACUUUGGGUGCUAAUGGAAAUUGUGUACCGACGGUAACGACACCGCAAGGCGUAUUUCAGACCAAUUUGGUGCCUCUGCCAACAACACCUGGGCCAGGGUUAGCAGCGGCUGGGGACAGCUCCUCCUCCCCAACGGCACUCGGUGUCAUCGAUACUUUUGUGCCAUUUCGUAGUGAUUCCCAUGAUCAAUUUUCUUGGCGUCUAUUAACAACUAUUUUGCAGAAUGAGACAUCGGCACAAAAUGUGAUUAUAUCACCAUUCUCUAUUAAACUAGUGUUGGCCCUGCUCUCGGAGGCAGCUGGAGCAAAUACCCAGACACAACGUGAACUAAUUGAUACUCAAACGGAUAUCAGAUCACAGAAUAAUGUCAGAGAAUUCUAUCGCAAGACACUAAACUCGUUCAAGAAGGAAAAUCAAGUGCAUAAUACAUUGAAUGUGCGUACAAAACUCUUUACGGACAAUUUCAUCGAAACGCAGCAGAAAUUUACGGCCACUUUGAAGCAUUUCUAUGACAGUGAAGUGGAGGCUUUAGAUUUCAAUGGGGCACCCGAGACAGCAGCAUCCGCCAUCAAUGAUUGGGCCAGUAAUAUCACUCAGGGAAGAUUACGCAAAUUGGUCACGGCGGAAAAUGUGAGAAAUAGUGUUAUGCUCCUCACAAAUCUCAUCUACUUUAAUGGUGAAUGGCGUCGCCAGUUUGUCAAUACCUAUCAGGGAGUCUUCUUCCGUCAGGCGGAGGAACAAACUCGUGCCGAUUUCAUGGAGCAGACGGAUUACUUUUACUAUCACAACUCGGCCAAACUAAAGGCACAAAUUCUACGUCUUCCCUAUAAGGGAAAGAAUUCUCUAUUUGUUCUAUUGCCCCAUGAAAUCGAUGGCAUCUUCGACUUGAUCCAUAAUUUGGAGAACGAUGAACUCAAGAGUGCUCAAUGGGCCAUGGAAGAGGUUAAGGUUAAAGUAAUUUUACCAAAAUUCCGUUUCGAUUAUCAGCGUGACAUGAAGGAAACAUUACAAGGUCUUGGCAUACGUGAGAUUUUUGAGGAUUCCGCAUCUCUGCCAGGAUUAACACGAGGCGCCGAUGUCGCUGGCAAGGUGAAGGUAUCGAAUAUAUUACAAAAAGCCGGCAUCGAUGUCAAUGAGAAGGGCACUGAAGCAUAUGCGGCAACUGUCGUGGAAAUUGAAAAUAAAUUCGGAGGUUCCAUAGUCAUUGAAGAGUUUAACGUAAAUCGUCCAUUUGUGUUCUUUAUCGAGGAGGAGUCGACUGGUAACAUUCUAUUUGCUGGCAAAGUUCAUGAUCCACAUAGCGCCUAAAAUCUAAGCUAGAUUAUAAGUACUCCUCAUCACCGCCCAGCCCCAUCCCGCCUGCUCCUCUCCAUCAAUCAGACAAAAGCUCAUGCUGCUUGAUGUUUAUUUUAAUUCAAAAUCAAAAAAACAAAUACAAACAAAUAAAAAAAAAACGUAUUUUAAAUAAAAAAAAUAACUUUGAGACGGA